Molecule: messenger RNA, 1794 nt
Organism: Sus scrofa (pig)
Lineage: Eukaryota; Metazoa; Chordata; Mammalia; Artiodactyla; Suidae
Gene: TMEM252
Product: transmembrane protein 252
Source: RefSeq, a predicted model, not a curated record
GUACACAAUGCUGUGUUUUUAGGUUAAUCGUCCAAGGAUAUUACAGUUACUUUCAAUGGUUAAUGAAUAGCUUCUAAGUGCCUGCUUCAUUUAAUUGUCCAAAGGCCAGUUGGUCCCAGAGGUAUAAAGCUGCGAGCUGGCUAAUGAGAGCAUUCUCUCUGAGCAAGGGGAGCAGGGGAGUGGAAAGGUUGGGGAGCUGGCUUCCAAAGAAGCAGGGAUGUGUAACAGAUCCAGUCUAGUUCUCUGUGCCUUUGCCCUCCUGAUGGGCUUCCUGAUGAUCUGCCUGGGAGCCUACUUCAUUUCCACAGGCUCCAUGUUCAGCUGCCAAGGGAACCUGAUUCUGGCCUAUGUGCUUCUGCCUCUGGGGUUUGUGAUCCUUCUGAGUGGAAUUUUCUGGAGCACCUACCGCCAGGCCAGUGAAAGCAAAGGGGUGUUCGGCCGGGUGCUCAGACAGCACCGUGCUCAGGGGGCCGUGCCCUUGGCCACAGUGGACAGGCCAGAUUUUUACCCUCCUGCUUAUGAAGAGAGGCUUGAUGCUGAAAAGCAAGCCUGUCCUGCAGAACCAGAGGCCCGUGUUCCUCCACCUCCAUAUUCAGAGACAGGCCUCAUAUAUGAAGAUGAAGAUGAUGCCCACCCCGAAGCCCCACCAUCCUACAAUGAGUCAGUAGCAGACAGCGUGGUGGAAGCAAUACCAUCGCAGAGGCAAAGCCAAGAGUGCUGAAGCAGGAGAACUUCUACAUCCCUCAGGAUAUACUCUCGUGGGAUGCAGCUGCUAAUAAUAAAUGCAGGCAGGGAUGGUGGUAGGAAAAGCCACAUCAGUGACCCCACAUGAGAGCCCACAGAGGGGAUGCUGUGUGUGACAACAAUGCAAUUCCACACAGGUGCUUGGCCUGCGAGGGCAGAGUGCGGCCUGGAAGGAUGUGGUCAACACCAAGGAACAUUUGCAAGGAUUUGAACUAAUCCCAACCCAGGUCAGCUUUUGGAUUGCAAAAGUGUUGUGAGAGCUCUACUCCACAGAGAGACUUUCUACUCCCCCGUCGACUCCUCUCCCAUCACCUCGGUCCCCAGCAGAGGGGGAAAGAUGCUGCUUAUGGGGACACCACACACCUUCAUGUGCUGCAUUACCUAAUAAUCACAAAGGGAAAGUAUGCUGGAAAUGAAGGGUCAUUACCAUUUAAACUGUGGGUUCUGCUGGCUGGUUGCAUAGUUACCCUCCUUGACCGUGUUACCAGAGUGACAUAGUAAUUCACACUGUAAGAGAUUUGCCCCUGGAACCCAUGAUCACAUGAUUUUAAGUAUGUGUAUUUUAUUUCUAUGUGGAAGCAAAGUGACUUCAAUAUGUGCUUUCAAAAUGGUUCAAGCACAAAAUUUUAAAUGAGUAUUUUAAGGAUGGGAUGGUUGUAUGAACAUAUAUGACAAGCUUUCUUGGAGACUCCAGUUGAAUAAAGAGCAUACUUAAAAAUUCAUACUACACAGAAUGCAGGAAGAAAAGAAUUUGUACUAGCCAUAGGUUGUAUUAAUAUAGAAUUUGACAUAAGCCUCGCAAAAUUUUAAAGUACACAUAUAUUACAAUGUAAUUAUAAAUUUCUAGAAUUUGAAGAAAAAGAUUGUGAGAUUAUAUGGUAGUAUUCUGAUCAUUAACAGAAAAUUCUUUGUUUUCUAAGAUAUAAAGUCAGGUAUUUUAGAUUCAGGGCAUUUAUUUUAAAGCCCAAUGAUGCCUCUUCGGCUUUAUUAUAUUUUUCAUGUUUUUUGGGUUUUUUUUUUUUUUUUUUUUUUUUUGCCUUUCAGGACCAC